AUGGCGGCUGGCGCAGCCGGCCUUCGGGUUGGCAAAGGAAAUCAGCUCGGCAAGAGUCUAUCCUUUGUCCUAUUGACGUUUCAAAACUCGGCCCUGAUAUUGGUUAUGCAUUAUUCAAGAGUCAUGCCCCCGGAUGGCGACCACAGAUAUUUUACGUCAACCGCUGUUUUCCUCCAUGAAGUCAUCAAGCUAGCCGUCUCUCUCACGCUUGCCUUGUACGAGACUUCGGAAACCCUUGCGCCCAGCACACCUGCCACUGUCCUCUUCGAGCAAAUCUACAAUGGCGUCUUUUCAGUGGAUGGGUGGCUCAUGGCUGGGCCUGCUGCCCUCUACACUGUGCAAAAUCUGCUGCAAUAUGUCGCGGUUGGUAACCUGGAUCCGGUUCACUUUCAGGUUCUAUAUCAAGUAAAGAUCAUCAUCACGGCCGUUUUCAGCGUCAUGCUUCUCCGCCGCCAGCUCGGUUCAAAGGGCUGGGUGUCACUCGUUCUACUCACCUGCGGUGUCUGCAUCGUUUCUCUGCCAUCAUCCGAGAGGGCAAGCGACAAGUUCCUGCUGCACGGGGUUCCAGAUCAUUUCUUUCCCCGAUCGAAACACGAACUCGGUCAAACGGUGGCUGGAGCCAGCGUACCCGAGCCUGCCCUGCAUCUUAGCAAACGGUCUGCUACGUACGAAGGCAUUGCCAAGGAUAUGCCGCCCGCCGAACCCAUGAUGAACUUCUCUGUUGGCCUACCAGCCGUCUUGAUCUCUGCUACCGUGUCAGGACUUGCGGGAGUCUAUUUUGAAAAGCUGCUCAAAGAGAGUUCCACCAAUGCUACUCUUUGGGUGCGCAACGUCCAGCUGAGCUUCUACUCCCUCAUUGCCGCCUUCCUGGGCGGUUGCAUAUACCAAGACGGUGCUGGCAUCUGGGAACACGGUUUCUUCGAAGGCUACAAUGCGGUUGUGUGGACGGCAGUCUUGCUUCAGGCCGCUGGCGGUCUGCUGGCUAGCCUCGUUAUUCGCGAUGCGGACAAUAUUGUCAAAAAUUUUGCGACAAGCAUCAGCAUUGUUAUAAGCUUCAUUGUCAGCGUGUUUAUUUUUGAUUUCCCCGUCAACGCAACUUUCCUGACUGGUACCUCACUGGUCCUCCUUGCCACGUACAUCUACAGCGUUCCUGAACGCAGACUCCACCGCCCACCCCCCGUACGUAUCGUGAGCUUCGAGAAGCCGGCCAUCGAGGAAGUCGGUACUCCGCUACACACACCCCGCGCAGCGGAUCCCCGCCGGUUGAACACGGAUCCAUUUACCAGCCAAGGCCUGGGUAAAUCAAGCAGCCGACCGGGAAGUCCAAUGUUGCCGAGGACAGCGAGCCGUUCUCAUUUUCAUGGACAGGAUCCGUGA
This is a messenger RNA of Ustilaginoidea virens, 1377 nucleotides long. RefSeq lists its product as uncharacterized. The record is from RefSeq and is a predicted model, not a curated record. Gene Ontology annotation, biological process: pyrimidine nucleotide-sugar transmembrane transport. NCBI's taxonomy places the organism in Eukaryota, Fungi, Ascomycota, Sordariomycetes, Hypocreales, Clavicipitaceae. Gene Ontology annotation, cellular component: Golgi membrane. Bases 1 to 1377 code for a protein of 458 amino acids. Gene Ontology annotation, molecular function: UDP-galactose transmembrane transporter activity. The transcript is spliced from 5 exons.